UCAUUUUGGCUUCGACAUCUAGAUGGCAAAAUUUAAAACCCAGUCAAACAUUAUAUUAGAGGUAAAGAACGUGUAAAAAUUUUAUAAAUUAUUUAAAAGUGGGAAAAUACGAGAAGGAAAGAUGACGUACAAAAAGAUUGUGUUUGUGUGCAUGGGCAACUCAUGUAGCUCCCCAAUGGCCGAGGUGAUCAUGCAAAAUCUGAUGGACAAGACAAGCCUCUAUUGGGAAGUGGAUAGUGCUGGUUUGAGGACUUGGAAUACUGGUCGCCGACCCCACAAACGAUGCCUGCAAAUUCUGCGUGAACAUGGACUGAGAUCCGAUCACUUUUGUCGUCAGCUUUCUGCUAACGAUUUUCAAUACUUUGACUACAUUGUGGCCAUGGAAGAGGCUGUUUACAAGGAGCUUUUGCUCUGGGCAAGUGGAAACCGAGACAGCAGGGACUGCCAGGUGCUACUUCUAAGUUCAUUUGGCAAGAAUGGACUGCCCGCUUUCAUAGAGAGUUUGUCACCAACCCGCAAGCUGAAGACCUUCCGUUCUGCCUAUUACCAAAUCAAGGAGUGCUGCAAGCAACUCAUCCUCAGCCAAAAGGUGGACAUUGUCAAGUACGAGCUGCCCAGUUCCGAGGACGAUGAGCUCUACUACGCCAACAAGGAGAGAGCGGAGCGGGAAAGUGUUGGUCCGAUGCCAGAGACGAGCAAACACAGCAAUCUAUUUGUCCUUCCAGCGGAGCUCAGAUCCUCUGCCGGCCAGAUCUCCACAUCCACCAAUGCUUCCUGUUCGCAGAAUUUGCAGAACAUGGGUCUGGUCAACUUCUGCAAUCAGGGAACACAGCGAAAGUUGUGCCAGAAAUGCGGACAGAAAUUUCUGGCAGCACUUUGAGCUUAAGAUCUUUCUUUUUGACUUGCACACAAACUUAAACCAUUUUAAAUACGAAUCAAUCUUGCCCUUAGGUUAUGUAGUGUAUGCUUCUUAAAGAAAAAAUAAAACUGACUGUUAUCCGGCA
Drosophila ficusphila is the source of this 1004-nucleotide messenger RNA. Its product is annotated as low molecular weight phosphotyrosine protein phosphatase 1. NCBI's taxonomy places the organism in Eukaryota, Metazoa, Arthropoda, Insecta, Diptera, Drosophilidae. Gene Ontology annotation, biological process: protein dephosphorylation. Gene Ontology annotation, molecular function: protein tyrosine phosphatase activity. The coding region runs from base 122 to 880 and encodes 252 amino acids. The transcript is spliced from 4 exons. The record is from RefSeq and is a predicted model, not a curated record.